This is a messenger RNA of Diaporthe batatas, 2336 nucleotides long. RefSeq lists its product as uncharacterized. The transcript is spliced from 3 exons. Gene Ontology annotation, cellular component: fungal-type vacuole membrane. Gene Ontology annotation, molecular function: transmembrane transporter activity. Lineage: Eukaryota; Fungi; Ascomycota; Sordariomycetes; Diaporthales; Diaporthaceae. Gene Ontology annotation, biological process: transmembrane transport. The coding region runs from base 244 to 2142 and encodes 632 amino acids. The record is from RefSeq and is a predicted model, not a curated record.
CAAGUUUCUUCCCUAGGUACUUUCCAAAGUGACCUUGUCCCUCUCGUCGCAAACGGAGUCUUUGUUGACCACUGAAAAGUGGUGUCUACGCCUUGGACAGUGUCCCAGGGCAUUUCCGAGGCUCCGCCCUAUUUGACGUGUUCCAGAAAGCAACACUUUAUGAUCUAUUUGCACACCGCAAUUGGGGAUCGCAACUGGUUCAUUUUCACGAGCUUAUUCGUUACGGCUUGGCCACAGUGAACCAUGUCUUUGGCGCAACGUCGAACGGCGCCGGAAGGUAUCGACAGCCUACCCGAAUACGGCGUCCAGGACAGUCGUAAUGAAUACGUCUCCGGCGACAGUACCAUCGAUGAUGACAGGAGAGAUUCCGACAGCACCCUACACCCGGCCAAAAACGACCAGAUAUGGCAAACUAUUAGCUACGACCCAUUUGCGCAGAAACCUCUCCAGCACUAUGAAUCAUUUCCGCCCGAGAUCACGGAUAACAAAGCGGCGUACGAGGUGUCCACGGCGAAAAGAGCAGCUCAGGUGACCUUGGCCGUGCUCUGCUGCGUCCUAGCAUCGGGAAUAGUUUGCGGAUUCGCGGCUCUCAAACCGAUUCUCAUCGCGGAAGGGGUCUACCGAGGCCUCUGCCCAGCGGACUGGUCGCUCUCAGAUGGAGAUGAGGACCAACUACCCUGCCCCGAGCAGGACAUGCGUCUGAACCUCAUGUUCAUACUCGCGUCAAUCACACUAAAUAUCAGCAACAUGCUAGGCGGCUGGGUCCUCGACAACUAUGGGCGGCGCAUGUGUUACGUCCUCGCCGCAGUCAUCCUCUUCUUCGGCAGUGGCUGCAUGGCCUUUGCUUUCCACCUAGGCGAGAGGCUGGGCCACUUCGACGGCUACAUCGUGGGCAACCUCCUCCUCGGGCUGGGCGGGACGUUCCUCUUCGUCAGCUCGUACCAGCUCUCGCACGCCUUCCCGCGGCACUCGGGCCUGAUCGUAGCACUUGUCACGGGCGCCUUCGACGCCAGCGCCGCCGUGUACCUCUUCUACCGGCUCGCGUACGAGGCGACGGACCACGCCCUCAAGCCGGCCUACUUCUUCGCCGCCUUUGCCGUCGCCAUCCCGCUGUUGAUCCUGGUCGGCGAGUUCACCAUCAUGCCGGCCACGAGCUACGUCACCCGCGGCGAGUACCAGGUGGCCAUCCACCGCGCGCAGGACGAGACGCGCGACGUCCACGACUCCGACGACGAGGUGUACGCAGGCCAGCCGCGGGAGCUCCUGCGGGCGCGGGACCGCCGCGCGGCGAGGCGCGAGGCCCAGCUCGAGGCCAUCGAGACGGUGGCGGGCACCGAGGCGGAGCGGACGGCUGAUCGAGCCACGGCACGCGAGCGACAGGAGGUGUCGGGCGUGCAGGGCGCCGAGGUGCGAGACCUGCCGUUCGCACGCCAGGUCCGGACGCCGUGGUUCUGGCUGGUCCUGCUGCUCACGGUGCUGCAGAUGAUGCGGAUGAAUUACUUUAUCGCGACGGUCCGCGCGCAGUACCGGUACAUGCUCGGGGGUGAGAGACCUGCGGGCCAGGUGAAUUCGUUCUUCGACGUCGCGCUGCCAGUCGCGGGCGUCAUCACCACCCCUUUCAUUGGCAUCCUGCUUAAUGAGGUGCCCGUGUGGGGGACGCAGGGCGUGAUGACGGUGCUUAUACUGGUCCUAGGCAUGCUCAAUGUGAUCCCGGAGCUGUGGGCGGGUUAUGCCACCGUUGUUGCGUUUGUGAUUUUCCGGCCGCUAUACUACUCAGCAGUCUCGGACUACACAACCAAAGUCUUCGGCUUCGCAACCUUUGGACGGAUCUACGGCAGCAUCACUGCCAUCUCAGGACUUGGCCAAUUCAUCCAGCCCGCACUGGACGCGCUCACCCACGGCCCGCUGCACGACAACCCCGUGCCGAUCAAUCUCUUCUUCGCCAUGGCGGGUAGCGUGAUAAGCGCGACCUUGACAUGCUUUGUGUAUAUCAAGACGCAGGAGGCCGGCAGCGGGCUGUUCGGCAGCAGGAAGAGUAUGAGGUUUGGUGAAGACAUGGCAGAUGAGGAGCGUCGGGCUCUGCUACAUGACGGUGGCCGCGUCGAGGGAUACGGCGGUGCUACGAGAGAAGAGUCACGUUGAGUGUGCUUUUUCUGGUUAAUUGUUUUUUGUGUGUCUCGUUCAGAUGUCAUGGCGGCGUAGAACAGAUCCUGAGAGAUUUCAUGCCUUGGCUGGGAUACGUUUUCCAAGGUUAAUGAGAAAGAAGAGAUGAAUUGGGACUUAGAGGGCAGAUCCUCUGGACUAGACAGAACGAAUGGGAAGGGUUUGCUUUCAGA